CGGGCACUCGCAAUUCUAACAGUUUAGCAUUCACAGCUAUUGGUGCGGGACUACACAUGAUCGAGCCGAUAAAUAAACAAUUUCAUAAUUAAUAACACACGACAACAAACGCCGGUGAUCGAAAGCAAAUAAAGAACGCGUCAAAAUAGUCGUCCAUCGCUUUGGAUUGGUGAUCGAAAGUGCAACAAGUGUUUUAUCGAAUUAAUUGGCAUUGUGAUUGACACGUGAUUAAUUUUAAUUGGCCGAUUGACACCUUACGAUGCCUUAUUACUCAGAUCUGUCCACUCCCUCAACCAGUUACCUUUCUUACUACACACCUGGUCCUUAUUCCAACCAUUCCUCCAUCCUCGCCUCAAACUACUCGUCGCCGUACAAGUCGGUCAUACCGCGAAACUAUCGGGGUUACAAGCCGCAUCUGGCCACCAUCAGUGAGGUGAAAAGUGGAUUGAGAAGGAUCAACUCCCCCAAGUUGCUCAUCAACACAUCCCCAAAGAUAACAAUACCAAAACCAAGGAAAAUCAACACCGCAGACAUAGACGUCUCCUCAAACAAAUACAAAAAAUACAACGCUGCUCCUAAACCCAAACCGCCGGAGGAGCGCUCCAGUCCGAUCAAGGAGCAAAAAUCCCCCAGUCCCAGUUCCUCAUUCAAGGAAGCAAGAUCGUCCACAGAGGAAAAGGAGGCCAAACCUAACACUAACAUCAGAAGGGACAGGGCGACGGUACGUCUCAAAACUAUCCACACAGACGUGAUAAAAAAUGACUUGAACGCAAUCAAAAGCUGGCGCGAUAACUUCGAACCGGAUGAACUGAACACGAAGGAGAAAAUCCAGAAGAAAACUCCCGGUGAGAUUCUGGUGGAGAAGUUCCUCAUACGCAGCAGGAGCAAAGAUAAUAUUCUCAAGCAGCAGAAGGUGUCCAGAAAACAAUCCGUGAAGAAAGCAAUACCCAAAGUGCCGAGCUUUAAGGAUAUUUGCACGCAGAUUUCCUCCGCGCCGGUUGAUGACGAAUUGAACCCAGGCCAACCUAUGGAGAUACAACGCAGACAAAGCAGGCAAUUUUCUAGUGAAGAUAUUAUAGGAGCUCUCAGAAGAAACUCCAAGGAUUUAACGGAAGAUGACGUUAAACUCCUCGAUCACAUUUUGGAUGAGAACGACAAUAUCACAACAAUUGAUGACCUAAACUUGGAGGAAAGUAAGAAAAAGUCAAAGACUGAAAAGAAUGAGUCACGCGGUAGUGUGAGGAAAAAGAAGAUCGCCAAGAAAAAAUCCAAUGAAUUGUUGGUGGACUCUGCAAGCGAAUCGGAUAGAUCCAAGUCUCCAAUUCAGCGCAGACCCACUAAAAAAUUGCGUAGGACUUCUACAGAUAGUAGUCUUCCUAGCAGCGACAUUAUAGAUGAAAAUGAAGAAGAGUCAAUUCGGGAUAUAUCCCAAGUAGAAAUUGAGACCAUCAAAGUUAAACCUAAGCCAGUAAUCACAGCAACUGUGGAUGUAGAAGAAAAAUCUACACUUAAACCUGUGAUAGAUGAAGUAGAAAUAGAGGAGUCGCCGAAAAGGAAGAAGGGUAAGAUGUUUCGUUUCAAUGUAAUUGUCGAAGAAGUAGAAGAGAAAAAGAGGGCGAGCCGAAGCAGAUCGAACACUCCAGCUAAGGAUUUGGAUCCUGGUUUAAAGUGCAGAACCAGACCUAAUACUCCAACUGAAGAAUUUAAAUCGCCACUUAAGAGGAAACCUUCUGUUAAGACAGUGGAAAAAGUCAAAGUUAAUUUGCCCAAAGGUAAGGAACCUGUUAUUUCAAAUAUUGUUAGGAGGAAAUCUGAUGUACAAUUAGGGGACAUUUUGGAAGACGUAAAGGAGUUACCACCAGAAAAUACCAAGAACGAAGCUGUACAAAAGAAGGAAUUGGUAAACAAAAAUGAUGCUUUUAAUAAGAGUCUUGAUGCUUCUAAAGAAAAGAUUGAGGAGAAGGUUAAUUCGUUGAGCAAUUGUUCCGAGAAAAUUACAUCAACAACAAAAGCAGAAGAAAAAGAUAUUCAAGAAAAUGGAACUUUGACUAAGAAAGAGGAAAUUAAAUUGAAAUCUCAGACUUCUCAGGAAAAUGAAACUAAAGUUGACGCGAAACCAAGUUUCCUAAAGAAACAAGAAGUCCCUAAGAUUAAAUCUCAAUUUUCCCAAGAAAACGACAAAAAAACUGAAGAAAAAGUUCUACAAAAGAAGGAAGAAACAGUUAAAGUAAGUCCCCCCUUCCUUAAUAAACAAAAUCUCUUCAGCAAACAUACUUCAGAAAUACCUAAAUCGGAAGACAAGGAAAUUAAUAAAAGAGAACUUUCUACAGAAGUUGCACCCAUUUCCCAACAAAAUGAUAAAAAAUUUGAUGGAAAAUCAAUUGCAGAAAAGAAGGAUGAGCCAGCAAAAGUUACAUCUCAGUUACCUAGCAAGCAGAAUAUCUUCAGUAAGAGCAGUGCUGAAAUUAUAAAACCAAAAUUGGAAGACAAAACAAACCUGUUGAGCAAAAGCAGCGCAAAUCUAACACAAGUCAAGUCAAAAGUAGAGAACAAAACUGCUGAUUUGCCACCAAAAACUGACACAAUGAGCAAGAGCAAUGUUGAAAUUUCUCAAGGAAAAUUCGAAGACAAAACGAGCAAUUUAAGUAAAAGUUCUUCAGAUAUUCAGAAAACUGGCAAAACACGCGGUAUUUUAAAGAAGGAGACGAAAGAAUUUGUUGUUAAAGAAGACGGAAAAGACAAAGUUGUUGAAGAUGCCAAGAAGACUGAAACGGAGGAGGUUAAGAACUUAAACAAAGAAAAGGUGGAAGCCGAAAAGGAAGAGAAGACUGACAAUAAGUUGCACUUGAAGAUCGAUAAGAAAGAUUCGGAGGAAGGUGAACAAGAUGGGGAACCAAAAACAGACGAAUCAGAGUCACCGCUCCCCAAUAAAAUCACAUCCAAAAGGUCACUAAUAAAGAAAGCCAACAAAUCUGACCCCGACUUGGCGGUUUUCCGCGUACCAUCAGAAGUACUAAUUGAAGAGGAGGCGAGAGAGGAAGAAAGUAAAGACACCUUUGUACCGCUGCAAUCUAACCGACUGUCCGGCUUCAUGAACCCCUGGAAGAAACCGGAGCAAUACGACGAGUGUCCGGUCGAGAUUUACGCCCGUCCGAAACCUAUUAAAGGCAGACACAUUCCCCGCAGAUGGCAACCGGCCGUUCAAGAAGAUAGCUCGGACGACAGCAGCAGCGAGGACAGUGAUUCUUCCAGCGAGGAGGAGACUUCUUCGGACGAGGGUGACGAGGGGGCGAGCAAGAUCGGCGCAAGUACGUCCUCGAAUGAUUCUGGUUUUGAUUCGGAAGUCAAGGGAGGCAGGAAUAAGGGUUCUUCAACGGAUGCGAGGGACUCCCCGAACCUUUCGGCCAACAAUCCAGCCUUCAAUCCGGAGGAGGAGGAGCCCGAAAAUGAGUACACUCAAUCGUCCACCUUCCUCGGUUUCCAGAGGAGCGGCAGGAUCACGCCUCCCGCCACCACGAUACCCAGGUUCAGGAAGUAUGCGGUGGAAGACUUCAAUUUUCUCAAAGUUCUCGGAAAGGGAAGCUUCGGAAAAGUGCUUCUUGCGGAACUGAAGGACACCGAAUACUACUACGCCAUCAAAUGUUUGAAAAAGGACGUGGUACUCGAGGACGACGACGUCGAAUGCACUUUGAUCGAGAGGAAAGUACUGGCGCUUGGCACCAAACACCCGUACCUUUGUCAUCUUUUGUGUACCUUCCAAACGGACUCGCAUCUUUUCUUCGUCAUGGAAUAUUUGAACGGCGGAGACUUGAUGUGGCACAUUCAGGCUUCGGGAAGAUUUGAGGAGGACAGGGCUAGAUUCUACGGGGCCGAAAUAGUUUCCGGAUUGAAGUUCCUCCACAACAAAGGAAUAGUUUAUCGAGACUUGAAACUAGACAACAUCCUCUUGGACUAUGACGGCCACGUGAGGAUUGCCGACUUCGGAAUGUGCAAGCUACAAAUCUUCCUGGACAGAAUGGCCGACACAUUUUGUGGUACCCCAGAUUAUAUGGCCCCUGAAAUAAUCAAAGGACAACACUACAACCAAUGUGUCGAUUGGUGGUCGUUUGGAGUGCUACUAUACGAAAUGCUAAUUGGACAGUCGCCAUUCAGCGGCUGCGACGAAGACGAACUGUUUUGGUCGAUCUGCAACGAAAAACCGGUGAUUCCCAGGUUCUUGUCCAGGGACGCACACGAUGUCUUAGUAAAGUUUUUGGAGAAAGACUGGAACAAACGGUUGGGGAACAGAUUCGCCUCCACCGGCGACAUUCAGGACCAACCCUUCUUUAAACCCAUAGACUGGCAAGCACUGGAAUCGAGACAGCUGGAACCACCGUUUAAACCAUGUCUGCUACAUCCAUUGGAUACUCAGUACUUCGACAAGACGUUCACAAGAGAGAAAGCCAAGAUCACGCCGAUAGAACAGCCGAUCCUGCAGUCCAUGGACCAGACGCAGUUCCAGGGCUUCAGUUACACCAACCCGAACGCAACGGACAAGUAGAUUCGGCCGGGAUGGUUGUUGAAAUUGAAAUUGGGAAGGAGGUACCGUCGGUGCUCCCAAUGUAUAUAAUUAUGUGAUAAUUUACGUACGUAGUGUGUAGAAUUCUCCCGUGAUCCAGAUUCUCUUUGGGCACUCGGAUGUAGAUUUUUUUUUGGGGGGAGGAGAGAUGUUUUGAGGUGCAGAUUAAUGAUUGUAUAUAGUCGGAUUUGAUGUAUUAUCUAAUUGCAAACUUAUUGUUUGGACUCGGUUGUGCAAAAUUUUCUGUUUUCGUUAGUCAGACUGUGCAGUUUUAACUAACGAGUCCAGGUUCGUAAGACUUAAGAUGACGUAGGUCUAGGUCGGGUAAUUGUUAAGUGAAACUAUGAAAUAUGUACUUAAUAGGACAGUUUAUUGCUUGACCUGCACAUGUAAUUUACUACCGUACUAUUAGAGUAUGAUUUUUUCAAAUUAACUGUAAACUAAGGUUUUUAUUAAUGUGUCAGUGUAGUAAUUUAUUAUACCUAUCUUAUUUUUAUAUAAUAUUAGUGAGUAUAUUUUAUAUAUUGUUAUUUGUAUAUAAAUAAUACACGAUAUAUACAAUUUAUAUAUUUAUUUGGAGUCUGUAUUGUUGCUUGUAUUGAGCAUUCAAUGUUUUAUGUACAAACUUAGUAUUAUGGAACAAACUGAAUAAAACAAAUCGAAUAA
Molecule: messenger RNA, 5224 nt
Organism: Aethina tumida (small hive beetle)
Lineage: Eukaryota; Metazoa; Arthropoda; Insecta; Coleoptera; Nitidulidae
Exons: 8
Coding region: 260-4540 (1426 amino acids)
Biological process (GO): protein phosphorylation
Molecular function (GO): protein serine/threonine kinase activity; ATP binding
Source: RefSeq, a predicted model, not a curated record